Messenger RNA from Dipodomys ordii (Ord's kangaroo rat), 3399 nucleotides. RefSeq names its product tripartite motif containing 58 (gene Trim58). Gene Ontology annotation, biological process: G protein-coupled receptor signaling pathway. Gene Ontology annotation, cellular component: membrane. NCBI's taxonomy places the organism in Eukaryota, Metazoa, Chordata, Mammalia, Rodentia, Heteromyidae. The record is from RefSeq and is a predicted model, not a curated record. Gene Ontology annotation, molecular function: olfactory receptor activity; G protein-coupled receptor activity; zinc ion binding. The coding region runs from base 163 to 3399 and encodes 1078 amino acids. The transcript has 12 exons.
CCACUUACUUUAGUGGCCCUGCCUGGCAGCCUGCUUACCUUUCUAAUGUGGGUCUUUAAUAUCAGAAAAGAUUGAAUAAAAGUUUUAGGAAGAGCGGGAACAUAUAUUCACCGGGCCUUGUAACUGUGACUGAGACAGUCCAGGGGAAGACAGGAGUCUGGAAUGCAGCCCUGGUACCUGAGCAUCAGGAUCCUCCUGCUCUCCUUCCUGCUAUACUGGCCAGCCUCGGGACAAUUUGAUGUGAGAGGACCACAAUUACCAGUCAUUGCCUUGGUUGGAGAAAAGGCUUUUCUGCCUUGCUACCUUAGCUCAUCCAUGGAUGCUAGCAACAUGAACAUAACAUGGUAUCGUAUUGGCCGGGCAGGCUUUGUGUAUGCUCUUAGGAAUGGUGAGGAUUACACAGAGGGGCAGGCACCGGAGUACCGCAAGAGGACAGAGUUGCUGGUGGAGAAUAUCACCAAUGGACACGUGCUUCUGAAGAUCAAUUCCAUCCAUCCUUCAGAUGGAGGGAUUUACACAUGCUACUUUGUAAGCUCCACAUACUUUGCAGGAGCCAGGGUUACACUGCUUAUUAAAAAUGCCUUAGACUUGAGCCUCAGUUCCUGGAGAAUGAGACUGGCUAUGUUUAUGAUUUUCCUUGAUAUCUUCUUGAUGACCACCUGUAUUUUCUAUGCUUGCAGUAAUCUAGCCAAAGGCUUAAAGUCAUUGAUGUUCCUCCUUUCUACACAGAAGAUGAACACAAUGCUCAGCCGCACCUUGUUAUAUGGUGAUAUGAAACAUGUGAAAUUCAUGCCAGCAAAGAAGGAAGUUCCUGACCAUCCUGAGCAAUUUCCAUUUCAGCUGAACUGGGUCAGAGCAAAUCCUCCAGUGGUAAUCAUCACACUGCAUAUUUCAGUGGCUCAAAUGAAGCAUAAGAAUUCCAGCACCAUCACUGAGCUAAUCCUGGUGGGAUUUUCCAACUAUCCCCAGUCUGAGAUUCCCCUCUUCUUCUACUUGGCCAAUUGCUUAGGAAAUACAGCUGUCUUCGCACUGGUGCUUCUAAAUUCCUCUCUUCAGACCCCCAUGUAUUUCUUCCUCUGCCAUCUGGCUUUCCUCAAUGUCUCUUUUAGCACGGUGGUAGUACCGAAGAUGCUCUUCAAUUUUCUUGCAAGCAGGAAAGUGGUAUCUUACACAUUCUGCCUUGUUCAGACCUAUCUCACCUUAUUCCUGGAAUCAGCUGAAUGCUUUCUCCUGGCAGUGAUGGCCGUGGAUCGCUAUGUGGCCAUCUGCUAUCCACUCAGAUACCUGAUUCUCAUGAACUGGUUUGUGUGUGUGUCACUGGCUUCCGGGGCCUGGAUCAUAGGGUUUUUUUCUUCCGUGGUUCCUCUCUACUUCGCCAUCCUCCCGUUGUGUGGACCUUACACUGUUGACUAUAUUUUCUGUGAGUUACCCAUACUUCUGCAUAUGUUCUGUGGAGACACGUCCCUGCUGGAAGCCAUGAUGGCCAUAGGAGGGGCUGGCACAGUGCUGGUGCCGUUCACCUUCAUUAUUCUCUCCUAUGUUCGACUCUUGGUGGCCGUGAUGAGAACAGACUCAGGGGAGGGUAGGAAAAAAGCCUUUUCAACGUGUGCGUCCCACCUCUCGGUGGUGACAAUCUAUUACGGAACUGGCUUGAUUCGGUACCUGAGGCCCAAGUCACUCUACUCAGCAGAAAGGGACAAACUGAUCUGUGUGUUCUAUGCAGUUAUCAACCCUAUGCUGAAUCCUUUCAUUUACAGCCUGAGGAAUAAGGAAGUGAAGGGAGCCAUCGCAAGAAUCCUAGAGAGAAGCGAUCGAAUCACAUGCUGCUCUGAGGUUCCUCCCUUCUGUGGCAGACCCGGAGCAGAGAUAGUGCAGGCGCUGGGCAGCAGCGCUGCCGUCAGCGGGUCCUGGCCUGGGCCUCCGCGGGCCAUGGCCUCUGGCGCGCCGGGGGAGCGGCUGCGGGAGGAGGCCAGGUGCUCCGUGUGCCUGGAUUUCCUGCAGGACCCGAUCAGCGUGGACUGCGGUCACAGCUUCUGCCUCAGGUGCAUCUCCGAGUUCUGCGAGAAGUCCGAGAGCGCACAGGGGGGCGUCUACGCCUGUCCGCAGUGCCGGAGCCCCUUCAAGCCCUCGAGUUUCCGGCCCAACCGGCAGCUGGCCAGCCUGGUGGACAGCGUGCGGCAGCUGGGACUCGGCUUGGGCGCCGGGGCCUCCAGGGCGCGCCAGUGUUCCUGGCACCGCGAGGACCUCAGCCGCUUCUGCGAGGAGGACCAGGUGGCGCUGUGCUGGGUCUGCGACACCACCCCGGAGCACCGGGGCCACAGCACCAUGCCGCUGCAGGAAGCCGCCAGGUGCUACCAGGUAAAGCUCGAGAUAGCUCUGGAACAUGUGAGAAAAGAGAUGGAAGAAGCAUUGACUCAGGAGGUCAAUGUGGGGAAGAAGACUGUCAUUUGGAAGGAGAAAGUGGAAUCGCAGAGGCAGCGCUUCAGGUUGGAGUUUGAGAAGCACCGUGGCUUUCUAGCCCAGGAGGAACAAUUGCAGCUGAGGCGGCUGGAGGAGGAGGAGCGGGCUACCCUGCAGAAACUGCGGGACAGUAAGAGUCAGCUGGUCCAGCAGAACAAGGUCCUGAAAGAGCUGGUGGAGGAACUGGAACAACGGUGCCAGCAGCCAGCCCUGAGUCUACUGGAGGGUGUAAGAGACACUUUGAGCAGAAGUUCAGCUGUCAUUCGGCUGGAACCAGAGACCAUUUCCAUGGAGCUAAAGACAGUGUGUUGCAUUCCUGGGAUGAGGGAAAUGCUGAGAAAAUUCCAAGUUGACGUGAAGCUGGAUCCUUCCACGGCGCAUCCCAGCCUCCUCCUGACCACAGACCUGCGCAGUGUGCGGGAUGGAGAGCUGUGGAGAGAUGUCCCCAGCAAUCCUGAGCGAUUUGAUACGUGGCCCUGUGUCCUGGGCCUGCAGACUUUCUCAUCCGGGAGACACUACUGGGAAGUUGUGGUGGGAGAAAGAGCAGAGUGGGGGUUGGGAGUCUGCCAAGACACAGUGCCCAGGAAGGGGGAAAGCACACCGUCCCCAGAGCAUGGCGUCUGGGCCGUAUGGCUGCUGAAAGGGAACGAGUACAUGGUUCUAGCCUCUCCCUCCGUGCCUCUUCUCCAACUGGAGCGGCCUCGCUGUGUAGGCAUCUUCCUAGACUAUGAAGCCGGGGAGAUCUCCUUUUACAACGUCACAGAUGGAUCUCACAUCUACACAUUCAACCAAGUGUUCUCUGGUGUUCUCCGACCCUAUUUUUUCAUCUGUGACAUGGCUCCUCUGUUUCUGCCACCGAUGACUGAAGGAGAGGCUGGAGAUUGGGCAGCCAGGGGUUUUCUUGGCCUUGCCUCUAGUGUUGGAGAUGCACUGCCCUGA